Dermochelys coriacea (leatherback sea turtle) is the source of this 1294-nucleotide messenger RNA. RefSeq names its product aminoacylase 3 (gene ACY3). The record is from RefSeq and is a predicted model, not a curated record. Lineage: Eukaryota; Metazoa; Chordata; Testudines; Dermochelyidae. Gene Ontology annotation, molecular function: aminoacylase activity; hydrolase activity, acting on ester bonds.
CCAGGAAGCUGGGCUAGAUGAGGCAUGGGUUGGAUCGUCUGGUGGUUCCUCAGUCCUAUGCUCCCAAGGGAAGGAGGCACAGGAGGGAAUAGUGGAGGGCCAAUCUCUGUGCUCUCUCGGUCUCAGUGCCUGGAAACUCCUCCCCAUCCUUGUGGGUUUUUCUUUUUGGUGACCUUGGCAGAUUUGGCUUCCUGCCAGUGGCUUUCAUGUUCCUCUUAUAACCCCUUGGCCCCGGCAUCCUGCUGAGGAUUCUGUCCCCAUCUGGACCGCCCUGAGGCUCUUCCACACCAGCCUGUGGGAGCAGAGCAGCUGCAGGAAUGGCAGCCUCUUGCCGUCUCAAACCCUUGAGCCGUGUGGCGGUGAGUGGGGGCACCCAUGGCAACGAGAUGUCGGGCGUCUACCUGGCCAAGCACUGGCUGCGGGACCCCAUGGAGCUGCGGCGUGGCAGCUUUGCUGCCACGCCCUUCCUGGGCAACCCGCGUGCCAUUGAGAAGUGUGUGCGGUAUGUGGGGCGGGAUCUGAACCGCACCUUCACCACAGAGUUCCUCAGCUCCGCAGAGGCAGAGGAUGAGCCCUACGAGGUGGUCUGGGCCCGCAAGAUCAACCAGACCUACGGCCCCAAGGGCUCAGCCCAGGCCUUUGACUUCAUGUUUGACCUGCACAACACCACGGCCAACAUGGGUGCCUGCCUCAUCGUGGACUCAGAGGAGAGCCUGCUGCCCAUGCACAUGUGCCACUACAUCCAGACGCACUACACACGGAGCCCCUGUCCCAUCUACCUGUACAAGUUGCCAGGCGAGGAGACUUACUCUAUCGACUCGGUGGCCAAAGCCGGGCUAGCGCUGGAGCUGGGGCCACAGCCCCAGGGGGUGGUGAGAGCUGACCUGUUUGCUCAGAUGAGAGCCCUCAUGGCCUGCGCACUGGACUUCAUCGAACUCUUUAACAAGGGCACAGUGUUCCCUGCCUUUGAGAUCGAAGCCUACAAGAUCACUGGGCGCAUGGACUAUCCCCGCUACCCUGACGGGGAGAUCUCGGCCAUGGUGCAUCCCAAGCUGCAGGAUAAGGAUUUCCUCCCCUUGAAUCCCGGGGACCCAAUCUUCCAGACCUUCAGUGGGGAGGAGAUCCUGUACAGUGACACCACCAUCUACCCAGCCUUCAUCAACGAGGUUGCCUACUAUGAGAAGAAGGUGGCCUUUGCCAAGAUGGAGAAGCACAGGUUCUCCAUCCCUAGUCUGCAGACAGAAUGAGCCAGGUGGGCCAUGGGCUAAGAGGGAAUAAACAGAGACUGAAUGGA